Molecule: messenger RNA, 927 nt
Organism: Poeciliopsis prolifica (blackstripe livebearer)
Lineage: Eukaryota; Metazoa; Chordata; Actinopteri; Cyprinodontiformes; Poeciliidae
Gene: tmem254
Product: transmembrane protein 254
Exons: 4
Coding region: 71-433 (120 amino acids)
Source: RefSeq, a predicted model, not a curated record
UGACCGUUGUUUCGAGUCGGUCGUAUUUGACGGCGGCACCACCACCGUAGAACAACGUUAACCAGCAGCAAUGGCUCCAAUCGGUUAUUUUAAACGGACCACCCGCUUUUGGAUCGGUACAAUAACGGCCUCGUUUGCGUACUUUACUCUGAUCGUGUUCGCACCGGAUGUAAUCCCUUACGAUUGCCUCGGUCCGUUUGGCAGCCUGUGCAGACACCUGGUGUACUACCAUGCUGACCUGAUGUACAAAGGGUGGUGGGCUGCCGUUGCUGUGCAUGGCUUAGAAGCUCUUUACGCUUUGAAGCUGUGCAGAGACAAAGGCAUCAACCACCCGAACACUCGCUGGCGGUGGUUCAUCCAGACGUUGCUGUUCGGCUACGCCUCGCUCUUCCCGCUCAUUAGAUACAACCCGAAGCGCCACAAAAGGUACUGAACGCGGCCGGCGGAGCCUUCAGAGCGAAACAGCUGAACAUUCCUGGUGCCUUUUCCCCCUAGAAUGAGGGAAAACCGAUGAUAUAAACACUAGAAAUUGAAUUAGUGUCUCUGUUGUAACCUUUAAUUCACUGGUGCAUACAUUUUAACUACAUUCCAUCUAUUUUCUAUGAAGGAAAGCUGGAGAAAAUGUUUGAAUUGAUGUUAAAUUAAUAAUAUUGUUGACUGCCUUCAGAUAGAUUUUAUGUGCAAUACAACAGGAGUCCUGGAUCAAUUACUUUGUGCUCUAAUGAUGUUUAUAACAAGCCUGCGAGGUGCAAUAGAGAUUCCUCAACUGCUGCUCAGUCGUAACGUCAGGCACAGGUACGCUGCUGUCGGCCCGAGAGAAGAUUUUAAAAAAUGGGAGAUAUUUUCAUAUUACCUCAGUCACUCUACGGCGCUUUCGCUUCCUGUCGAAGGUGAUGAAAGUCUUCAAUAAAGACAAUAAUUUGCAAA